GCCGACGCCCCAGUGCCCGCUCCCCGCCCCCAGGACAGCAACGGCGAGCCCCCAGAGCCCGCACGAUGCAGGCCACUGCCGAUUCCACCAAGAUGGACUGUGUGUGGAGCAACUGGAAAAGUCAGGCUAUUGACCUGCUGUACUGGCGGGACAUCAAGCAGACGGGGAUAGUGUUCGGGAGCUUCCUGCUGCUGCUCUUCUCCCUGACCCAGUUCAGCGUUGUGAGUGUCGUGGCCUACCUGGCCCUCGCCGUGCUCUCGGCCACCAUCAGCUUCCGCAUCUACAAGUCUGUUUUACAAGCCGUGCAGAAAACCGACGAGGGCCACCCUUUCAAGGCCUACUUGGAGCUCGAGAUCACCCUUUCUCAGGAGCAGAUUCAGAAGUACACGGACUGCCUGCAGUUUUACGUGAACAACACGCUUAAAGAACUGAGGAGACUCUUCCUCGUCCAGGACCUGGUGGAUUCCCUAAAAUUUGCAGUCCUGAUGUGGCUCCUGACUUACGUUGGUGCUCUCUUCAACGGCCUGACCCUGCUGCUCAUGGCUGUGGUUUCAAUGUUUACUCUACCUGUAGUGUAUGUUAAGCACCAGGCACAGGUUGACCAAUAUCUGGGACUUGUGAGGACUCACAUAAAUGCUAUUGUGGCAAAGAUCCAGGCUAAAAUCCCAGGCGCUAAAAGGCACGCUGAGUAAACUGAUAUCCCACCGGGAUUGGGCACAACAGCAAUGUCUGGAGUGGUAACAGCUCUCUUCUUACAUGUUACGGCAAGUCGGUUGUUUCUCCCCCCAGUACCAUAAUCUUAGAGACAAACUUUGAAACAGCUGUUUUUAGGCUGUUCCUGUACUCUUAGGAUAUUUGAGUCACUUGUGUCAAGCACUAAAGUAUAGAGAAAAGUGUACUAGAUGUGGUUUUUAAUUUCGUGUUGCUUAAAAAACGUGCAUGAUGGUGAGAGCCCAAGUUAUCUUUCCUUCUUCGGUGUUCUUCUCCUCCUCCCUGCAAUGCUUCUGUAGCUUCUCAUGUUCCCGUGGCUAGGCCUUUCCCGCCCAGUGCACUGGCGCAGUAGUGGAAAUCGCUUUUAUGUCCUUGGGCUGCUGGUCGGAUUAAUCUUUAAUAACAAUAUAUAGAAGUGUAGACCGAUGUUUUAGUGUUUUUCCAACACACACAACGUAAAAAUAAAAACGGUUGGCUGUACUUAUGGUAAUCAGUUUUGUAUAACUUAAAAUAAUUAAAUGAAUGAAUAAAUCCAAAACAAAAGGCGGUACUUUUGUUGUGUGGGACUGACGGGCUGAUUUACAUGUAUGGUAACUAAAGAGUACCAGCAUGUUAACUUUAUUACAAUUUGUAUUACUUUCUCUGUUAGUUCCUAAUUGACUUAAUUAUGGACUCUGGAUAUUUGCA
This is a messenger RNA of Eptesicus fuscus (big brown bat), 1398 nucleotides long. Its product is annotated as reticulon-1-A. Gene Ontology annotation, cellular component: postsynaptic density; neuron projection. Bases 66 to 692 code for a protein of 208 amino acids. Gene Ontology annotation, biological process: brain development; endoplasmic reticulum tubular network formation; neuron differentiation. The transcript is spliced from 7 exons. Lineage: Eukaryota; Metazoa; Chordata; Mammalia; Chiroptera; Vespertilionidae. The record is from RefSeq and is a predicted model, not a curated record.